UGAGCAAGGCAGUCCCUUUUGUGUUUUUAGCUAAAAAGACGAGUUUUUAAGUUCAUUGGAGCCUUUCGCUGGGUUCCAAUAUGCGCAUUAGCGUCCAGCUAUAAAUCAAAAACAAUCAAGUGCCUCCAAAAUUGCCUUUUUAAUAGAUUACGCGAUGAUUUCGUUACGUUCGCACCACACCCUUGCAUCUUGCGUUAUAUUGUUUUUCUUCGUAAUUCGUGCCGCCAAUGCUGAAGAUGACUCUUCGUUCCUCGGAUGUUACAAAAAGCUCGAUGGACUCGAAAGGAUUCGUCGUGUACACUCGUUAACGGUCCAAAAUUGCGUCAAAGCGUGCGAAGAGGAAAACAAAGCAUUCGCAUUGCUCGGCUCGAUCGAGUGUUUCUGCUCGAACAGCAAGGAAGAACGAGAUGUUGUCGAAAAUGCGCGUUGUUUAAGUUGCAGUUACGAUGAUGCGGUACUUUGUGGAAGCUUUGACGUUGUCGCUUACUACAAAACCCCAGUUGAAGUUCCCGGUGCGAUGUUGACGUUGUUUAUAACAAAUGUCACGAACACUUCGAUUGCGAUAAGGUGGGAUCGUCCCCUAGAUGCCUUUAAAAAGAUCACCGAGUACCAGGUAAAAGCUGAAGUUGAAUUUACCUUCGGAACCAACAUCCAAAUGGAACGUUUUUGGACCGUACAACCUGAAAUGAACGAAUAUGAGUUGUCAAAUUUGCAUCCUGGGACGACUUAUAACAUUACCUUGUACGCGAUGCAAAACGGGGAUGUCAGCGCCAAUAGUUCGAUUCAAGAAACAACUUUUAUUGGGGUUCCGUAUCCAAAACCCGAGGAACCGAUCAUUUUGAGUGAAAGUGACACAACGAAAACCAUCGAAAUAAUGCGAACGGACAGCAUUUAUCACAACGAAAAUGGUCCGGUGAGUGCCUGGCGUGUUGUAGUUCACAUGGUUGAAGGAGAUUUGUAUCAACCUUUCGAUCCGGAGCUUUUGCGCGACUAUCGUGGUGCCCGGGAAGACGGUUUGCCGUACUACAUCGCCGCUGAAGUGGGAAAUCGGACAAAAACUUUGACAAUCGGGGAUGGAAAUCGUCAUGGUGACUUUGAAAAUCCGCCGUUGCCCGUUGGAAAGCACAUUCACAUCUCCAUCGGAGUUGUCUCGAUGCUGAAUAAUCGAACGGAAGUCUUGUACUCGGAUACGACACACGAUCAACAUACCCGAAUGGAAACAAUUGCCAUCGAUUUGCCCGAAGAGCAGGACGGAACGAACCAAACUUUGGUCAUAAUUCUCACAGCAGCUUGUAUCAUCCUGGGAUUACUUCUGAUCACUUCCAGCAUCGCUUAUUGCUUCUUGCGGGUCAGAGCAGGACGUCGCGUGCAACGAUUGUCCGAUCAUCACGAGUUAACGGUCCAAAGUCACGCCGUGGAGAUGGAAAAUAACGGAUAUGUCGGCGAUAACUUCAAUAAUACGAAUUUUUCUGAAAGUUUAUCCUUGCUAGCAGAUCGCCUUGACACAAACCAACAAAUUCCGCGGAAAAAUCUCACACUUGACAUCGACAAUGUGAUUGCGAAUGGCGCUUAUGGCGAAGUAAUUCGCGGAAGUGUCUCGAAAAAUAAUAUUUCGACAACGUGUCAAGUGCAUACGGUACAAGAUGACAUGGAAAAGCCCGAGCAAAACGCUUUUUUAAAGGAAUUUAAUCAACUCAUGGAAUUAAGUGGACAUGAAUCCUUUCUGAGAUUCUUUGGCGUUUGCAAGACCCCUGAUUGGUUCUAUCUCGUAUUUGAAGAUGUUUCGCGUACGUUGAAGCGAUAUUUGUUGGAUGCACGUGUCGAACGGAGUGAUCGGUUCUCGUCGGUGUCUGAAGAAAUGGUUAUGACGAUAAUUUCUGACCUGGGCAAUGCUUUGGAAUAUUUGGAACAAAACCACAUCGCUCACAAAAAAUUGAACUCAUUCAAUGUUCGCGUCAACCAAGACGAGGAAGUGAAAAUCGGAUUUUUUGGACCGACUCACUUCGAUGAAAAUGGCAAGACAAUCGAUACGCGUCGCUGGGAUGCUCCAGAAGUGCUCAAAAAUAUCAACAGUCAUUCGACGAAAAGUGACGUUUGGUCUUUUGGUGUCUUGAUGUGGGAAUGUUGCUGUCUAGGAGCAACGCCGUACGGAAAUAUCGUUGCGACAGACUUGUUACCUCGCAUUCGGAAUGGGGCAAGAUGUGAACAAACGCCUUUCAUGUUCGACGAUUUGUAUCAACUCCUUCUCAAUUGCUGGGAACUCGAUGCCAAGGAACGUCCCACGUUCGCGGAAAUUAAUAAUUUCCUGAAGCAACUUAUGACAUCGAUUGAGCACGCACUUACUUUUAAUCGUCGCGAUGGCAUCCAAUUGCCAUACCAUUUGCCAUUGUUGGAAGUCAAAAAUUAAGUCAUGCCAGAUUUUUUUUCUACGUAUUUUUGCCUUAAUGAUAAGAAUAACGAAUCAUUCCGUCCUUUUAUAAUGUGAAUGUGCGCCGCUUUUUUGGUGUCAAAAAAUGCACAAUUUUUAUGAUAAUUACUUUUUGAUAGUUUGUAGUACUUUACAAAAAAGAAGAAA
Molecule: messenger RNA, 2575 nt
Organism: Culicoides brevitarsis
Lineage: Eukaryota; Metazoa; Arthropoda; Insecta; Diptera; Ceratopogonidae
Gene: Wsck
Product: putative inactive tyrosine-protein kinase Wsck
Exons: 2
Coding region: 155-2407 (750 amino acids)
Biological process (GO): protein phosphorylation
Molecular function (GO): protein binding; ATP binding; protein tyrosine kinase activity
Source: RefSeq, a predicted model, not a curated record